Messenger RNA from Capsella rubella, 3440 nucleotides. Its product is annotated as polyribonucleotide nucleotidyltransferase 2, mitochondrial. The coding region runs from base 277 to 3111 and encodes 944 amino acids. Gene Ontology annotation, molecular function: polyribonucleotide nucleotidyltransferase activity; RNA binding; 3'-5'-RNA exonuclease activity. Gene Ontology annotation, cellular component: mitochondrion; chloroplast stroma; cytosol. NCBI's taxonomy places the organism in Eukaryota, Viridiplantae, Streptophyta, Magnoliopsida, Brassicales, Brassicaceae. Gene Ontology annotation, biological process: mitochondrial mRNA catabolic process; mitochondrial RNA 3'-end processing. The record is from RefSeq and is a predicted model, not a curated record. The transcript is spliced from 16 exons.
AAUAACAAACGCAGGCCGAGGCAGGCUCUGUAAUUGUAUUUUCUAUCCAAUAAAAACUAAAACAGAGAGAUCAUGGGCGUCGGUUUAAUAAAAUCGUAUGAAAAAUCGAUUGUAUGCUUGUAGCAGAACCGUACCGGACCGGGACCGCUAAAACCCUUACUUUAGUUUUUAAUGAUGUCGCCUUGUCCGCUCAGUCUUGCUUCACCGGUGCGUUAAACCCUGUCCGAUCUUCCUCUCCUCUCCGCCUCUCUCACUCUCAUCUCUGUGUAUGUGUAAAUGUCAUCGAUUGCGAAUCGAGCUAGGUCAACUUCUCUUCCGAAUUUUCUCGCAUGGCGUGCUUUGGGUUUUCGUACCAUUUGCUCUGGCCGCCUUGGUGUCGCUCCCUCUGAUCCAGGCUCGCCGGCCUCCGCUGGAACCAAAAUUUUGGAAUCUUUUAAGGAAGAAUUCGAAGUCGGAUCCCGCGUUGUCUCGUUCGAGACGGGAAAAAUCGCUCGUUUCGCUAAUGGUUCCGUUGUUCUCGGCAUGGACCAGACCAAAGUUCUCUCUACCGUUACCUGUGCUAAGACCGACUCGCCUCGAGACUUCUUGCCUCUCACUGUUGACUAUCAAGAGAAGCAAUACGCUCAAGGUUUGAUUCCAAGUACGUAUAUGCGAAGAGAGGGUGCACCAAAGGAGCGGGAGCUGUUAUGUGGCCGGCUCAUUGAUAGACCAAUCAGACCAUUGUUUCCUUCAGGGUUUUACCAUGAAGUUCAGAUAAUGGCAAGUGUUUUAUCGUCGGAUGGGAAGCAAGAUCCAGAUAUACUAGCAGCUAAUGCAUCAUCAGCUGCGCUCAUGCUAUCCGAUGUUCCAUGGGGAGGACCCAUUGGAGUCAUCCGAAUAGGCAGGAUAUGCGGGCAAUUCGUUGUCAAUCCAACUAUGGAUGAGCUUAGCUCAAGUGAUCUCAAUUUGAUAUACGCUUGCACAAGAGAUAAGACUAUGAUGAUUGAUGUUCAAUCCCGUGAAAUCUCAGAGAAAGAUUUAGCUGCUGCCCUGAGGCUUGCUCAUCCAGAGGCUGUUAAGUAUCUUGAUCCCCAAAUAAGAUUGGCAGAAAAAGCUGGGAAACAAAAGAAGGAGUACAAAUUGUCAAUGCUUUCUGAGAAAACUUUAGAAAAAGUGACUGAAUUGGCUGCAACGCGUAUUGAAUCGGUCUUUACCGAUCCUUCAUAUGGAAAGUUUGAACGUGGAGAGGCUCUAGAUAACAUUGGAAAAGAUGUAAGAAAAGUAUUUGAAGAAGAAGGUGAUCAAGAAAGCUUGAGCAUUCUUCCAAAAGCUGUUGAUACAGUGAGAAAGAAGGUAGUCCGUUCAAGGAUGAUAUCAGAUGGAUUUCGAGUUGAUGGGAGACAUCUUGAUGAAGUUAGGCCCAUCUACUGCGAAUCACGUUACUUACCUGCGCUGCAUGGAUCAGCAGUUUUCUCACGUGGAGAUACGCAGGUGCUCUGUACUGUGACACUUGGCGCCCCGGAUGAUGCACAAAGCUUGGAUUCCCUUGUUGGCCCCCCGAAAAAGAGAUUUAUGCUUCACUACAGCUUUCCUCCAUAUUGUACAAAUGAAGUCGGAAAACGAGGAGGCCUUAACAGGCGUGAAGUUGGUCAUGGAACACUUGCUGAGAAAGCAUUACUAGCUGUCUUACCCCCUGAGGAGGCUUUUCCUUAUACCGUUCGUAUAAACUCAGAAGUAAUGUCCUCAGAUGGAUCCACGUCAAUGGCAAGCGUUUGCGGAGGUAGUAUGGCACUAAUGGAUGCUGGAAUUCCUCUGCGAGCUCAUGUUGCGGGUGUCUCUGUUGGUCUUGUCACCGAUGUAGAUCCAUCAAGUGGUGAAAUAAAGGACUACCGUAUAGUAACUGAUAUUCUGGGUUUGGAAGAUCAUCUUGGAGAUAUGGAUUUCAAGAUUGCUGGCACACGAAAUGGUGUGACGGCGAUUCAGCUGGAUAUAAAGCCAGCUGGAAUACCGUUGGAUAUAGUUUGUGAAUCCUUAGAAAAUGCACGUGAAGCCCGUCUUCAGAUUCUUGACCAUAUGGAGAGAAACAUAAAUUCUCCACGACGCCAAGAUGGGGCUUCUUCUCCUCGGCUAGCAACGUUCAAGUACAGCAAUGAUUCACUUCGUAGCUUGAUCGGACCUAUGGGUGUACUCAAGAGAAAGAUUGAAGAGGAAACAGGUGCAAGAUUGUCUAUUGAUGAUGGAACAUUAACUAUUGUUGCCAAGAAUCAGGCUGUGAUGGAAAAGGCUCAAGAAAAAGUUGACCUCAUCAUUGGUCGUGAAAUAGUUGUUGGUGGCGUGUACAAAGGCACAGUGACAUCUAUAAAAGAGUACGGUGCAUUUGUUGAGUUCAGUGGUGGUCAGCAAGGUCUAUUACAUAUGUCUGAGCUAUCUCAUGAACCAGUCUCCAAGGUUUCAGAUGAAUUACAUAUUGGCCAGCACGUCACUACGAUAUGCAUCGAAACCGAUGUCCGCGGCAACAUUAAAUUAUCUCGCAAAAGAGUGUUGCCCAUCCCCAAACGCAAACCAGCAUUUUAUCCUGAAGAAGACCUGGUGAUGAAAGAGUCGUCAGCAGUCUCCAUAGAAACGUCUAGUAUAGGAGAGACAGUUGCAAGCAUGCCCAGUAUCGUAACGCCACCUCAGAAAUCAAAAUUAGCAGUUCCUGCAGUUGUCAUCCGUACUGCUGCAGAGUGUGAGGAGGCAGAGAAAUCUCCCCCUGUGAACAGGAACAACAAUCCCAAACGCACUGCAACACUGAUGCCAGCUUCAGUAGUUUCUGAUUCGAGUCUAGUAUCAUCUUCAAAAGCUAAGGAAUCAACUAGAAAGGAGAAUCAACCAGAGAACCAGGGUGAAGAGAGUGCAUUGGUUAGUACCCGAAAACUGAAAAUAGGAACAGAAAUGAUGGCCAAGGUAGUACAAACUCGAGAACUUGGAUUGGUUCUUGAUUUAGGUGGUGGAAUCCGCGGUAUGUACAAAUUCGAGGCAGGUGACAAAGAGGCACAGUUUAAAAUCGGAGACACAUUGCAAGUAAAAUGUACAAGUUUUACUACAAAAGGAAUCGCUGUGAUGGCUUCGGUUGACAAAGAGGAAGACUAGUGGUAAACUCGGUUUCAUCUCUAGAAAGUUUUCAACCCAAGGGAUCAUGUGGAUCAUACGAGAGUUUUGCUAGAAAUGUUUUUUUAUUUAUCAUAGGGAUCGAAUGAAGAGGUGAUCAUUUUGGUGGGCAAAUCUUGGUAGAUAGAUUCAUUGGCGUCACAAUUUUCCUUAAAAACUAAAUGAAAUCAGUAGAGCGAUAGACGAAAAGAGAAUCUCCAUCAGUGCAUGUCGUUUUGUUUCUCUUUUAUUGGGGGUGUUUCGUGAAACCGAUGUGUAUUCUAUGAUUUAGUGUAUUAUUAGUAACUGACGUAUGAGAGUUUUCAAAGGCA